UUGAAGUUAAAUCUGAUUUAAUCAAGCAAAAUGACAAUAUUACGUGGUUUUUGUUUUCUUUUUACAAUUCUAACACUUGUUGUUCUAAUCAAAGGGCAAAAUGACUUUUGCAACAUUUGUCGAGUUCACACAAUGUGCCGCUUUACGAAUCCACAACCAGUGUGUAGGGCAAGAGUAGCAUAUUUAACACCCGAACGAAAAUACGAAAUUGUAAAUAUACAUAAUGAAUUUAGACGACAAGUCGCUUCUGGAAAUGAACCACGGGGAAACCCUGGACCACAACCACGUGCCAGAAAUAUGCCAAAUAUGGUUUGGGAUCCAGAAUUAGCAAUUAUAGCACAAAGAUGGGCUAUACAAUGCUUAUCUGGUAAUGACGCUUGUCGUGAUGUUCGACGCUAUGAAGUUGGACAGAAUGUAGCAACAGCAUGGACAACAGGUUCAAAUCCUACAUCAUUGAGAACUUUAAUAACAUCCUGGUACAAUGAGGUGACUCUAUUUAAUCGUAACCAAGUAGAACGAUUUGUGUUCCAUGGGAGUACCCGACAUUAUACACAAAUGUUGUGGGCGACUAGUGUAAGUAUUGGUUGUGGUUAUAUUAAUCAUAUGGUUGGAAAUCGAAACACUGUUACAUUAGUUUGUAACUAUGGACCGACUGGUAAUAUCGACGGAGGUAGAAUCUACCAAGUUGCCCGCUAAACAGAUUUUUAUUCUUCAUUUCGAGAAUUCAAAAAAAAAAAAAAAAAAAAGCAGAACAUAUUAACUUAGAAAUUUAUUUCCUUUAAGAAUAUUCCUUUUUUUAAAAACAAAAAUUCUUUUGUAACCAAACAAAAAAAAAUAAUAAAUUUAAUAUCUUAAUUUAUUCACCAAUAAAAAAAUUAACGACAAACAAAAAUUUGCGGUCAAUUCCUCCAUAAACCGCAUUUUACUUCAAUUUUCUAUAAAUGACUAUUUUUAGUUGUCAAACCUAGCAAGAAAUUUGAUUUUAAUGAAUAAUUUCAUAAUUAAUAGUUUUAUAGUCUUUAAAUGUAAAGAAAUGUUUUUAAUAACAUUUCUAUCAUUAAUUGGAAUUGUGAGAAAUGGUAAGGAGGCGACACAAUUCGCGAUCUAAAUUUCAAUAAUAACAAUGGAAAAUAAUUGCGAAUUUUGUCGAGAUUCACAGAAUGCGGUGAUUGUUCCAUUCACUAUAUAAGAGAUAUUCGAUAUUCUUGAGAGGUAUGUAUGUAUGUUUUCUGAUAGAUAGAGAAUUCUCAUUUUCUAUUAUAUGGAACUUAAUAAUAAAUAUCGUCUCCGAUCUAUUGACAAAUGAAUCUCCAUUCAAACACUCAUAUUUCAUUCUUAGAAAAAUUAAGUAUCUCCCCUCGAUGAAAAAAAAAAAAAUUCUUCAGAUGACAAAUCUUAAAAAUAAAGAAUUUUAUUCCUUUUUUGAUUCAAGUUCCCACAAAUUUAAGUACUCAUCUAUCUUAUCACUAAAGAAAUUAUUUUCCUACUUCAAUGUAUACAUAUUUUGUUGAUAAUACUUUUAAGAAACGA
This is a messenger RNA of Leptopilina heterotoma, 1530 nucleotides long. Its product is annotated as venom allergen 5-like. Lineage: Eukaryota; Metazoa; Arthropoda; Insecta; Hymenoptera; Figitidae. The transcript is spliced from 5 exons. The coding region runs from base 31 to 696 and encodes 221 amino acids. The record is from RefSeq and is a predicted model, not a curated record.